This is a messenger RNA of Brenthis ino (lesser marbled fritillary), 1188 nucleotides long. Lineage: Eukaryota; Metazoa; Arthropoda; Insecta; Lepidoptera; Nymphalidae. The record is from the annotation of a GenBank genome assembly.
AUGGCAUCUACUAUAAAUAUAUUUACGUUAAACUGUUGGGGUAUUCCUGUUGUUUCGAAAAACCGAAAAGAAAGAAUAGAAGCCAUAGCUAAAUAUUUAUCACAAGCUUCUCACAAUAUUGUGUGUUUGCAAGAAAUUUGGAGUGAAAAAGAUUACUUAUACUUAACAGAAAAGCUUUCAGAAAAUCUCCCAUAUUCACACUACUUCUAUAGUGGGGUUCUAGGCUCAGGCCUAUGUGUUUUCUCAAAAUGGAUGAUUCAGGAUGUUUUCUUUCACCAGUGGCCACUCAAUGGCUACAUACACAAAAUACAUCAUGGUGACUGGUUUGGAGGAAAAGGAGUUGGUUUGUGCAGAAUAAAAUGCAAUAAUACACUUAUUAAUGUCUAUUGUACACAUCUACAUGCAGAAUAUCAUGCAGAUGACAUAUAUUUAGCACACAGAGUUUUACAAGCAUACUCAGCUGCAGAGUUUGUAAACCUUACAACUUUACCAGCUGAUGUAUCUAUUCUUGCCGGAGACUUAAAUACUGCACCUGGUGACUUAUCGUUUAGAGUAAUUACUCAAUUGCCUGCACUCAUUGAUCCAGGCAGCUUAGACCAUAUUGCGAAAAAUUUUAACAAAAUACCAGGGACUUGUAAUAAUAUCAACAACAGUUAUUCUGAUGCAAAAUUAGUUAAAUCCUGUCCAGAAGGAAGGAGGAUAGAUCAUAUUCUCUUUCAUGUAAAUCCUAGCUUCAAGGCAGAUGUCAUCAAUUUCGGUAAUCCAUUAGAAGACAGAGUGCCAGGUGAAUCAUUUUCUUACUCCGACCACAAUGCUGUUUAUCUAGAGUUAAAACUCACUAAUUCAAAUGAUAAAUUUAAACAAAGACGGCUGAGUGUCGAUGAAAGACUUCAAGAAACCAUAGAAGAAGCGAUCAACGUAUGUAAAGAAGCAACAAAAACCAUUGCAAAAUCAAAGAGACUAUUUCUUUUGACUGGUGGCCUAAUAUUUAUGUUCCUCUUAGGUUCUGUAGGUGUUUGGCCUAAUAGUGUGUUGUCUGACAUAUUAAGAAUAAUAAUAACCGGUAUUUGUUUUUACUAUAUAAUCAUGGGGACUCUAUGGAACAGAAUCGAAUUGAACAAUAUAAAAGCUGGAUUAAUUGGGCUAGAAAAUUUUAGCAAAAGCCGAAAUGAUAUGAAAGCAAUUAAU